ACAUAACUUUUUGACUUUUUUAAAACCUGCUUGUUGGUUUUCCUCAUUUAUCUCACAAUAUUUUCAUCCUGGGAGUUUCAAACGUUGCUCAGUGUAGCCUUGUAAAAAGCACUGCGCCUUGCUUGUCGACACCAAAGUAAAGAUUUCGUUUCUCUUCGCGAAAGAACCACUACUACUGUUGCCUGUUGGGGAAGAUUUUCUCGUCAAUACAAAUCAAUUUUGUUGGUGAAUUUCUAAAUGCGAUUAUCAUGACUUUGAUGACAUUAUUUGGAUGCAUUUUGAUUGCAUUUGGUCCGGCGACUGUCAUAUUUAUUAUCGCAAUCGCACGCGAUCACUUUCACGUUAUUAUAAUGAUAUCAAGCGCUUUCGUUUGGUUGCUCUCCUUGCUGUUGUCAUCCGUAUGGUGGACAGUCAUCUCUCCUCUGAAAACGAAACUUGCUUUUGCUGUGACAUUUUCUGUCUUAUUUCAAGAGGUGUUUCGCUGUGCCUUUUUUUUAUUGAUCAAGAAAGCUGAAGAAAGCGAGCUGGUUUUGCUGGCAUCUAAUUCGUCAGUGCUGUUUAAACACAAGACUGCUUUUGCAUCAGGCUUGGGUUAUGGCAUCAUGAGUGGUCUAUUUGCCAUGGUGAAUGUACUUGCCGACAUUACUGGUCCUGGUUCGCCAGGCCUUAAUGGAGAAUCACCACAGUUCUUGAUUAUAUCAGCACUUUUGACGUGUGCUUUUAUAUUGUUGAAUAUAUUUUGGGGAGUCAUUUGGUUUGAAAGCUGCAGUCAAAAAAAAUAUGCUUAUCUUAUAGUUGUCGUUUGUUCUCAUCUUUUCGUCUCUUUAAUGACAUUGCUCAACAAGAAGAAAAAUUAUCUUGGCUCCAUGUUGUCCGUGUAUUUAGUUCUUGUUUUUAUCUCUGCAAUGGCAUUUAAAGUGGCGGGUGGAAGCUUACGAAACAUUCACUCUGCUUGUUCUAAAAAAUUACCAUCUCACUUGGAUGAAGAAGUUUCUGUUGUCAGUCCAACAACUUAAGAUUGCACUCAAGGAAUAUGGUCGGAUACAAACAGGUAUUUUUGGUUAUGAAGAGAUCAUGUAAAUAAAUCGUAAAUCCAAA
This is a messenger RNA of Xenia sp. Carnegie-2017, 1098 nucleotides long. RefSeq names its product gamma-secretase subunit Aph-1-like. Lineage: Eukaryota; Metazoa; Cnidaria; Anthozoa; Malacalcyonacea; Xeniidae. The transcript is spliced from 6 exons. The record is from RefSeq and is a predicted model, not a curated record. Gene Ontology annotation, biological process: positive regulation of catalytic activity; protein processing. The coding region runs from base 249 to 1016 and encodes 255 amino acids. Gene Ontology annotation, cellular component: endoplasmic reticulum; gamma-secretase complex; membrane. Gene Ontology annotation, molecular function: protein-macromolecule adaptor activity.